This is a messenger RNA of Durio zibethinus, 3167 nucleotides long. RefSeq names its product putative receptor-like protein kinase At3g47110. NCBI's taxonomy places the organism in Eukaryota, Viridiplantae, Streptophyta, Magnoliopsida, Malvales, Malvaceae. Gene Ontology annotation, molecular function: protein binding; protein kinase activity; ATP binding. The record is from RefSeq and is a predicted model, not a curated record. Gene Ontology annotation, biological process: protein phosphorylation.
GCUAAAAAAAAAGGCUUUUGAGUUAUUGUUAAUGAACCAAGCCCUGCCAAUUAAAACCUACACUCAAUGAUGGGCAUUGUAUUCUGCUUGAUGGGAUUCCCAACCAUAUGUGUCUCGGUUUCUUUCCCCCUUUUCAUUGUUGUUUAUUAAUCCUUCCGUUUUGUUUCAACCUGCAAAUUGCUAACUUAUUAGGUAUAGCAAGCUUUGGAGUUGGUGGAAAUGAAACGGAUAAACAAGCUUUGCUGGAGUUCAAAGCCAAGAUCAGUAGUGAUCAGCUUGGCGUCAUGCAUUUGUGGAAUAACUCAGUCCAUUUCUGCCAUUGGCCUGGAAUUGCAUGCAGUCGCCGACGUCAGAGAGUAAUCGAGUUAGACUUGCAAUCAUGGAAACUCGUGGGGCCGAUCUCACCAUUUAUUGGAAACUUGAGCUUUCUAAAAGUGUUAAAUCUUCAAAACAAUAGCUUCAGCCAUGAAAUCCCACAAGAAGUUGGCCGUUUGCGCAGAUUGCAAGAGUUGAAACUUUCCAACAACUCCAUAGUUGGUGAAAUUCCUUCCAAUAUUUCAGGUUGCUUUAAACUUCGAGUUAUUCAGCUUUCAAACAACCAACUAGUUGGAGAAAUUCCUGUCGUUAUUGGCAGCUUGUCAAACCUAAAGGUAGUAUCUUUAUACCACAACAGUUUAAGCGGUAGUAUCCCGCUUUCUUUUGGUAACCUAACAUCUUUGGAGAUACUUUCUCUCGCUCAAAACAGAUUGAGUAGUGCUAUUCCUGAAACUCUUGACCAACUCUCAAAUCUUACAUUUUUUUCUGUGGCAGAAAAUGAACUUUCUGGUCUUGUUCCUUCCUCUCUUUUCAAUCUCUCCAAUCUAGAAACUCUUGAUAUUGGCUCAAACCGAAUUCAAGGUACUCUUCCUUGGGACCUAGGAUUCACCAUACCCUCUCUUGAAAUACUUGCUGUCAGUAAUAACCAACUCACUGGGACGUUGCCUGCUUCAAUAUCCAAUGCCUCAAAUCUCCUACAACUUGAAGUUGUGCUAAACAAGUUUACCGGAAAUUUGCCUUCCUUCGACAAGCUGGAAAAGCUACAGUGGUUUGCCAUUGCUGGCAACCUUCUUGGAAGUAGGGGAGCCGAUGACUUGAACUUUCUUUGCACCUUGACCAAUGCCACAGACCUACAGGUGUUGAAUAUGAACAAAAACGCUUUUGGGGGGAUAAUACCUGAGUGUAUAAGAAAUUUGUCAAUAAAUCUGGAAAUUUUUACCAUAAACAAUAAUGAAAUAUGGGGAAGAAUUCCAGCUGGGAUCGGGAAUCUCAUCAACUUGGAAAUGCUAACAACAAAUAACAAUCAAUUAUCAGGUCACAUUCCCCCUAUAAUCGGAGUGCUCCAGAAGCUAAAGGUGUUCGAUGUAAGAGAAAAUUCUCUGUCCGGGUGUAUUCCCCUUUCUUUUGGAAAUUUAACGAUGUUGAUCAAUCUGAAUUUAGGUCACAACAAUUUUCAGGGCAUCAUUCCUCCGAGUCUUAGUAAAUGCAAAAGUCUGAUUUCAUUGGAUCUUUCUAAUAACAACCUUAUUGGUUCUAUACUCCCAGAAUUAUUAGCUGGUCUCUCAUCUUUGUCCAUUGCUCUAGACUUUUCUUCAAAUCAUUUGACUGGUGUACUGCCCACUGAAGUAGGAAAUUUGAAAGAUCUUGGUGCAUUAGAUGUUUCUUGGAACAUGUUAUCAGGUGUGCUUCCAAGCACUCUUGGAAGUUGUAUUAGACUGGAGGAACUAGUUCUAGGGGGCAAUUUUUUCCAGGGGUCUAUUCGUAACUCUUUGAGUUUAUUGAGAGGACUUGCAGUUUUAGAACUUUCUCACAACAACCUCUCAGGUGGAAUUCCAAAAUUUUUGGGGAGUUUUGGGUCAUUGCAAAUUUUGAAUCUUUCUUAUAAUGAUUUUGAAGGUGCUGUACCAACUGAAGGAGUUUUUAGCAACUCAAGUGCGACUUUCAUUCAGGGAAACAGUAAGCUUUGUGGAGGCUUACCUGAGUUCCACUUGCCUAGAUGUAAAAUGUCGUCGAGGAGUAGAACCAGCUUGCCAAAAAUAAAAAUUAUUAUUGUUUCUGGAAUUAUAGGAGUAACUUUGGUCUUCUCCUUGCUUGUUCUGGUUUGGUUUAGGAAGAAAAGAAAGCAGUCUACACCGAACUAUUUGGAAAAUUCACCUUUAUGGUUAUCUUACCAAAGCAUCCUCAAAGCUACCGACGGGUUUUCAUCAGCAAAUUUGGUAGGUGCCGGUAGCUUUGGUUCUGUAUAUAAAGGAAUUCUCGAAGAAAAUGGAACACUUCUUGCUGUCAAGGUGCUUAAUCGUUUGAACCACAGAGCAUCCAAGAGUUUCAUACGUGAAUGUGAGGCCCUGAGGAGUGUUAGACAUCGAAAUCUUGUCAAGAUAUUAACUGCCUGCUCGAGUGUUGAUUAUCAAGGCAAUGAUUUUAAGGCUCUUGUUUAUGAGUUCAUGGUGCAUGGAAGCCUAGAAGAUUGGCUGCAUCCAUCUGUUGGCACGAACAUAGCAGAGGAAGCACCAAAGAAGUUGGAGUUUUCUCAGAGAUUGAAUGUUGCUGUUGAUGUUGCUUGCGCAUUGGAGUAUCUUCAUCAUCAUUGCGAAACAUCAAUUGUUCAUUGUGACCUCAAACCAAGCAAUAUUCUACUUGAUGAUGAAAUGGUUGGCCAUGUAGGUGACUUUGGAUUAGCAAAAUUCAUGUCAGCCGAUAUGCAAAAUUACUCUACAAGCCUAUCAAGCUCAUUAAGAGGAACUAUUGGUUACGUCGCACCAGAAUAUGGCUUGGGAAAUAAGAUAUCUACCUGUAGUGAUGUGUACAGCUAUGGCAUCCUUUUGUUGGAGAUGUUUACUGGGAAGAGGCCGACCGAUGACAUGUUUAAAGAGGAUUUGAACCUCCACAACUACGUUAAGCUAGCUUUACCAGAAAGAGUGGCUGAGAUUACAGAUCCCAUUCUUCUUCAAGAAAUAGUCAAUCACAGCAAGCAGAGAGUUGAGAGAUUCCUUCACUGCUUGAUUUCAAUAUUUGGUAUUGGAGUCACUUGUUCUGCUAAAUCGCCAAGCGAGCGAAUGAACAUGACUAAUGUUACAGCUGAGCUUUGUUCUGUCAGAGAUAAGCUUCUUCCAACUCGAUUACCACAUUGA